AUUCAUAUCAGUCAUUUUUUAGACAGUCAAACGCAAUAAUGUCGCUUAGUCAGCUAUUUUUAUUACCCGUUUUGCUUGGAGUUGCAUUAAAUAUUGGUCAUGUAUUAGGCCAAACCACUAUUGAUUGCCAAAGACCGCCGCAACUUGUGGAUCCUGCACUUUGUUGUAGAGACGGAGGUCGUGACCAAGUUACAGAGCAAUGCGCGCAGAGGAUUUUAGGAGCUGCAAAUGGUCAAAAACAAGGAGGCCCUCCAUCUUUAGACACUGCUGCUUGCCUGGCUGAGUGCAUCAUGAAAUCAAAUAAGUAUAUUGAUGAACCUCAAAAACUUAAUUUGGACAAUAUACGUAGCGAUCUGAGCACCAAGUUUUCCAACGAUACUGCCUAUGUGGAAGCCAUGACGAUGGCUUUUUCCAAAUGUGAACCACAAUCGCAGCGAAGAUUGGCCAUGAUCCUGCAGCAACAACAACAACAACAACAACCAAAAUGUAGCCCCUUCUCCGCCAUUGUACUCGGCUGCACCUAUAUGGAAUACUUUAAGAACUGUCCGGAUCAUCGGUGGACUCAGAAUGCCCAGUGUGCUCUAGCCAAAGCCUAUGUUACGCAGUGCGGCUUGGGUGCUUAAUUUUCCAGUUCGCUUGACACGGAAAUUGUAUAUACAAUUUAGUAAAUAAAUAAUAACAACGAA
Messenger RNA from Drosophila elegans, 686 nucleotides. RefSeq lists its product as uncharacterized. NCBI's taxonomy places the organism in Eukaryota, Metazoa, Arthropoda, Insecta, Diptera, Drosophilidae. Bases 39 to 623 code for a protein of 194 amino acids. The record is from RefSeq and is a predicted model, not a curated record. Gene Ontology annotation, molecular function: odorant binding. The transcript has 3 exons.